CUGUUCUACUCUUUUUUCAAGACUCUGGUUGACUCAGAUGUUGUUGUUGAAUUAAAGAAUGAGUUGAAAAUCCAGGGCAAACUACACUCAGUAGAUCAAUUCCUAAACAUCAAGCUGAAAGAUAUCACAGUCGAGAAUGUAGAGGCCUACCCACACAUGGUAUGCAUAUCGUAUUCAGAUAAUACUUUCUGA
This is a messenger RNA of Sphaeroforma arctica JP610, 192 nucleotides long. RefSeq lists its product as hypothetical. Gene Ontology annotation, biological process: mRNA splicing, via spliceosome. Gene Ontology annotation, cellular component: U6 snRNP; U4/U6 x U5 tri-snRNP complex; catalytic step 2 spliceosome. Gene Ontology annotation, molecular function: RNA binding. The record is from RefSeq and is a predicted model, not a curated record. Lineage: Eukaryota; Ichthyosporea; Ichthyophonida. The transcript has a single exon.